UUCCACACUUCUCCAAGCGAUCAAAUAAAAACUAGAACCCGAGACCAGGAUGAUUUUCCUACAGCUCUGGUGGGCACUGAUGGUGCUCAGUGGCUCUAAGUCCGGAUCCGGCACUGACUUGCAGUCUGCGCAGCCCAAGCAGGACCUGAUCCUUCCCGCCGAGGAGAACAAUAAGCUAAGUAGCUUCAGCCGGGCGGUGGAAAAGGCUCGUGGUGAGCUGCAGGAGCUAAAGUCCUCCUAUUCAGGAGACCUGCAGGAUCAGGAUGCUGGCGAAAAGUUGCAAACCCGGGAAAGACGGAACUCCAUCGAUGAUAUGUUGGCCAACUUUGCCGGCGGCAGCGAGAACACGUCCUCUGAGGCGGAGAACGAGCGAUCCUUGCAAGAGGCGGCGGAUGCCUGGUUUCGCGAAAUCCAAGCCAACAUGGCCAAGGGCAAGGCAGUGGAGCAGAUGCCGGAAGAAAACGAGGGUCUAAAGGAGGAACGAUCGACAAAGUCCAAAUCCAAGGCCAAGGAGAUCAUAGACCAGCAUGCCAAGGCCAUGGCCAGCACAGAAAUCGGCAAGGUGAAGAUGAAGUACAAAGAGAUGCCUCCCGACACGGUGAUACAGAAGUUCGAGGUGACCAAGUAUCCUUUCCGAUCGGACGAGGGCGGUCUUACCCGGCUGGACAUCAAGCUGAAGCAGGUUCACCAAAUCCUGAAUGACCAGGAGAACAAUGAUGCCCAAAAGAAGAAGGUGGACCAGGAGCUGCGUGAAAAGGGUCAAAUAUCGAUUAUAAAGUUGCCCGAAUACGGGGAUGCCCCCGUGCCGGAGGGCGUCUACGAGAGAACCUUGAGUCGCUUGGCCUUUCCGCAUAUGCCACCCGACAAGCUGGAGCACGAGGCCAACUAUAAGCUAUCCAAAAUAGAGCAGGAGGCCUCCGAGAAGGCCAUGAAGGCGGCCAAGCCUUUCGCCAAUGCGCUGGACGAAAAAGAGAGCUCCCAGAAUCUCAAACCGAAGAAGCGCAGCUCCAUAUCCGGCUUCAAUCCUAUGAAUGAGAUCAAGCUGAAGACCAGCAGUCGCUUGAUGCUCAAGGGCCUGGGUCCCUCGCUGCCCAGUAACAGCCUGAUGGACAUCCAUCGAAACCACAUAGUAGACAAUAUGAUUCGCCGCAGGGAGCUGGAUGAGACGCAGCGUCAGCCGUACUUUGGUGUGGAACAGGAGGGUGACGAGGAGGUUCGUCGCAUCAGUCCUGGCAGUCCUCAGUUCGAGGGCUUCGAGUACAUGCAGAGCAAUGCUGGUCCCAAUCCCCUGAUGGAUGCGCCUCAUAGUUAUGAUUUCCGGCUGCCGCAAUACGAUCGCUUCCAUUCCCUCAACCAGCGACAGAUGCCCAAUGUUCUGGAGUACGAAAGGAGCAAUCGAAUGCCACUGGACUUGGAACGGGUUAAGAGGGAACCAUCCUUGCUGACAUCGAAUCUAGAGGCCGAAGAAGAUCAGAAGGCCUUGGACCAUGACGAAGAUGCCAAAGUGGGCUUAGUGGAAGUCAAGGGAGGCGAAAGUGCUCUCGAUUCCAGCCCCAAACUCAAGGAAUCCCAGAAGGAUAUUAAGCUUGAGGAGACUCCAGAGGAGGUCAAGCUGAGUGAAGAGCACUUGACAAACGCAGAAACCAAACUAGAACCUGAAGCAUUGACCAUGGCCCUGAAAGGCGAUGAAAACAUCCAUGUUAAUCGUGAAAUGCCCCUGGAGGACAAACUCAAGGACGAUGCCCUGGAAAUGGCCGAUAUAAAGCCGGAAGCAGAGUCUCCAACAAAACGCGAAAUUUCCGAUACAGCUAGUCUGAGUUCCGAAAACGAAGAGAGCCCCGAUAGCGACCAGGAACUGGCCUCCAAAGUGGGAAAGUCCUCCAAAGUUGGAGCUGUGUGCGAUAAGGCGGAUAAUGUUCUCAAAGUCAACCUCAAGUUGAAAAUGCAGGAGCCUGCGAUCAAGGUUCCGCGGGACAGCCCGGAAGCCCACAAACGAGACGUUCAGGAGAGUGUGCCUGCCGUUCCGAAGGUAAACCCUGAUGCGGUAGUCAAGCUCCUGGCCAAUGAGAUCUCCUUGGACAUGAAUCGAGGCAAGAGGCAAUCGGAGAGUCAGCGAUAUCGCAGGUUUUCCCGUCGACAGCGGCGUUCAAGGAGAUCCUUGGACGCAAAGGAGGGCCCGCCUGCUAAUCCCGGCCAGCAAUCAGAGCCAAAACCAGAGCAACACGUGGUGGCCAAACGCACUGCCCAACUGCUGGAUGACUUCGAGGACCACAAUGGAAACCGGGUGCACUUCGGGGAGCUUGGCAAUGGCAUGCUGACUCCAGACGUCGGGGAUAGUGUCGGAGCCAAGCCCAUGCAUCAGCCGGAGGAGCAUUACGACGAGAGAGAAAGGGCCGCCCAUGAGGAAGAUGUGGCGCACAUCUAUGAUCAUUCAAGAAACAUGGUGCCCAUGAUGCAUCGGCGGCCAAAUGUUCAGGUUGUUCAGGUGCCGAUGCUCCAGCAGCAGCUCCCGCAACUGCAGCUCCAGAAAGUACAUUUGCCGAAAUUGCAGCUUGUGCAACCAUUAGCGUUGCCACAGCCUGUGCAGCAUCAGCAGCAAGUGCCGCAGCAGCAACAGCAGCAAGUUUCACAGCAGCAACAGCAAACUCAACAGCAGCCAUUGCAACAACAAGAGACCGUUCCACAGCAGCAGCAACCACAGCAGCAACAAGAGCCGAAAGAGCAACAGCCCCAGCAGCAACAACAACCUCAAACACAGGCAGAACCAAGCUUGCAACGUCAUCCAAACGAAGCGACCUCCAAUUUCAAGGCCAGUUUUAAUUUAACACACUUUUUUAAUGAACUGCAGAAACUGCAAAAAGUCCAGCCACCACCGAUGCCCGUGGCACAAACUCCAACGCCAGCCGUUCCAUCGCCAGUGUUUUCUAGCAAGACCCUAUUUUCGCCGUCCUCCAAGACCUUUGGAGUCCAUCGGUACUUUGGACCCUUCAAGCUCAAGAACUCUCCCAUUGUCGGUGAUCCUUGUGCGACCAUCAGUCCCAACUGUGUCCCGGUCACCACACCUUCCCCUUCCUCCUCCCCUUCCCAGGGAAGCCAAGAAGGUUGCCACGAAGGUGCCUGCUGCACUGGUCCCGAUAUCAUGAAACUGAACGUCUCCAUCAACGCCAAUGUCUGCGGCAAUCCCAAGACCAAGCAGUUCUUCGGCAAUGGCUCCAUCAACUUGCAGCCCGGCUACAGGGACGAGGCUAACCUAAGGUCUGACUCUGGUCAGGAUUUGCACAUCCAAGUCAAGGAUGAGCGACACAUCCGUGAGACGGGGGAGGAGUCGAAAGAGGAGGAUUACGGGGACUUGAACGAAAAGGAGAGUGACUCAGAUGGUCACCGCAAAAAGCCCCUAAUAAAGUGGCCCAGGAGGAACAAGGAAAAGGUGAAGGCUAAUCCAAAGGAAACGUGCAAGGAGGCUUCAGCGGAACCACCUGCCAAAGAUGAAACAAAAUGCCAUCGGGGCCAUCAUAAUGACUCUGAGGAUAAGCCCAUGUCCGAGAGCUUCCAAAAACUCCUCACGGGCAAGACAUCCGAGGAUAUUGUGGCUGCCGUUUUCGACGCUGUGGAAAACGAUCCUGGAAUGGAUCGCCUCCUGGGGGUCCUUGAAAGAAAUCGCAAGUGUCUGAACAAGCGACCCAAGAAUUUCUAUCAAAUUCGUAACAACAAGAACGAACAGUAUCUUAAGCAAACGGAGACUAUGGUCCGGGACACCAUGGUGGCUAUUAGUGAUAUAAUCGACCAGCAAGUGCGCCAGAGGUCAUGCAUCCCCUUGAGACCCGAUCUAUUGGAGUUCUACAAACUGAUUCUGAAAACCUCGGAGGAGCAACAGAAAUGCCGCGAAAAGCGGCAAAGUUCCAUGCGGAGUCUGGCUGAAGAUUUUAGCCAAGAUGUGCGUUUGCUGGAUCCCAGCAAGAUCAGUCAGAAGUCCAAGAUUGUCAAGAAGUUGUUGCGGCAAUACGAGGAGUUGCCCGCCGAGGACCAACAGGCGGCGUCCGGAGUGCGGGACGAACUUCUCAUGGACUUGGUCUAUCUGCGAAAAAUGGCUGACACGGCGGAGCGCGUCCAAAGGAAUGCCCGCUUGCAGGAAAUCCUCAAGCAGACGAGUCUGGACGGGGGCCUGGAGAAGAACGUGAACCCAGAGUACUCGCCUAGGUUUAUAAAAUUGCUGAAAACUGCCGAACUUUUCAAGGAAGCCGGUGAGCAGCAGGCCAAGGAAAUUGUUGGUCGUUAG
Molecule: messenger RNA, 4276 nt
Organism: Drosophila bipectinata
Lineage: Eukaryota; Metazoa; Arthropoda; Insecta; Diptera; Drosophilidae
Source: RefSeq, a predicted model, not a curated record